Acromyrmex echinatior (Panamanian leafcutter ant) is the source of this 4476-nucleotide messenger RNA. RefSeq lists its product as uncharacterized. The record is from RefSeq and is a predicted model, not a curated record. Gene Ontology annotation, biological process: mitotic G2 DNA damage checkpoint signaling; mitotic DNA replication checkpoint signaling; activation of protein kinase activity. NCBI's taxonomy places the organism in Eukaryota, Metazoa, Arthropoda, Insecta, Hymenoptera, Formicidae. Gene Ontology annotation, molecular function: anaphase-promoting complex binding.
AUGGGUAGUGAUUUUGUAGAACAAUCUACUUUAUGUGAAACAUUAAUCAAAACUGCUAAUGUUGAUAAUGAAUAUUAUUCUGGAUCACCUGAAACAGACUUGCAGAUUGCAGAACAUAAGAAUAAUUCGAAAAGUAGGAGUAUAAGAAGAAUAAUAGAUAGUGAAUCUGAGGAAGACACACAAACAAGCGAGAGUUAUAAUUUUGCUCAAAAGGUUUUUCAUACUACUACUGCUAAAAACUAUCGGGCUUUAAUUGAUUCUGAAUCAGAAGAAGAAAAACAAAAUGAAGAAACAGAAUCUGAAAAAGAUACACAAACAAGCGAGAGUAAUAAUUUACCUCAAACGGUUUUUAUUGAUAUUAAAAAAAAAUCUCUUAAAAAGAGACGGGGCUCUAUAAGAGCUUCUAAAGAUGAGGCAAUGCGUCAGAUACAUAGCGAAAGUCAACGUUUAUUAAGAGAAACAGAAAUUUCUUUACCGUAUCAUAGGCCAAAACAGCGUACAUUACAAGAAUUUUUGAAUAGAAAAAGAGUAUCAGCUGUUCUUCCGAAAGCACCUUCAACGGCAGCGAAACUUAAGAUGUCAUCUGCGAUAGUAAGUCAGGUACUUGCGGAAAAGGAAAAAGAAGCAGAACUUUUUUACAAAUCUUCAGAUUCGGAAGAUGAUGUACAAUCUAUGCCUUUAAUUAGUAAAAAUAUAAAAAAAUCUUCCAUUAGAAAUGAAAGAGAGAUGUCAUCAAUAUGUAUUGAGCACACAUAUAUUCAAAAUCCUAAAAAAUUUGUAAUAAGUAAUCGACAUUCUCAAGCUAUUAGAAAAGAGAUUGUACAGAAAAAUCAUUUAGAUGUUAAUGCGUGUGAGGUGUUACUUCAAAAUGAUUUUUGCGAAGUAGAUCAUGGAACUGUAGAGUCAGCUUCCUCAGUAGAUAAUAAUUGUAAUCCAGAUAACGGAUUUGAUACAUUACUAUCACAAAUAACAAAUGAAUAUAAUCAAAAUUUCUCAAAAAUUAGUUUACCAAGAAAAUUGAUUGACAUACAUUUUGAAAAUGACUGUGAAAUGACUGUGAAUGGCUGUGAAACAUAUCUCGAUGAACAGGAAGUAACAAAAGAAACAGCUAAAACUACUUUGAAUAAGAAAAAAUGUAUUAAUGACGACAAAAAGUUAAAAAUUACUGUGACAGAGAAUCAAAUAUCAAAAGUAUAUCAAGAUGAUUCCAAUGUAAUUAAUAGAAGAGAUAAAAAUUCGGUUACAGAAGCAACGAAAAUAGGAACAACUUCUAAUAGUAUAAAUAGUAAGGAAGUACCUGAAACAUUUCAAAGUGAUAAUGAUACAACAGAUAAUAUUAUGUGUUCAAAUUCUGAUGAGUGUACUACACAAAAUAUAAAUAAUGAAAAAAAAGAUCAAUAUUCUAAAAUAAAUGACAUAUCGUCAUCAUCUUUUCUUGUAAUUAAUGAUAUUCAAUCAAAAAUUCAACAUAAUUCUUCAGCAGAUGAAUGUGAAAAGAUUGAUAAUCACCUACAAGUUCUUUCAAAAUCUGCAGACGAGACUUUAGCGAAUAGAAAAAAGUUAUCAACAUUAGUAUCCAAUUCGAAAGUUACUUUAAGAGGAUCGCCAGGUAUGAUUAUUGAUCUAACAGAUGAUGUAAAAUCGAAAAAACAGAGUGAUAAUAAAUCUGAAAUAACUGUUGUACACUUACAAAAUAUGCAGAAUCUUCUUCCAAUUAAUGAAGUACUUCCAUACAAGACACCUGUUAACAUUGAUAAUUCUGAAUUGAAUAAGCCUGGAGCCAAAUUAAUGCGCUUAAAGGAAGAUCUGAAAUUACAAAUGAUUUUAAAGCGUAACAAAGUAUGGAAACUGAAAGAAAUAAAGAUGCAAACGCAGGAGGAAGAAUGGAAUAGAGAGGAAAAAAGUGAUUAUGAUUUAGAUGAACAAGAACAAGCUGAAUUGGAUUUUGUAUCAAGUGACAGUGAAGAAAGCGAAUUAGAAGAGAAUGACGUUUGCAUUAGAGAUAAGAAAAAAAGUAAAUGCCUAUUUGCAGAUGACGAAGCUGAAGUUACAGACAAUGAAGAUUCAAGUAUAGAAGAGACAUGUGAUGAGAGCGAGGAUAAUAUAAAAUAUAAUAAACAAUCUACAAAUUUCAAAUAUAGAAAAGAAUACAUAGACGGCGAUGUAAGUGAAAUAGUAACCGAUCAAGAAGAAGAAAAAGAUGAUGAUGAUGAUGAUGAUGAUGAUGAUGAUGAUGAUGAUAAUGAUGAUGAUAAAUAUGAAGAAGGAAAAGAAGAAAAUGAAGAAAGUUUAGAUGCAAAUAUGAAGAAUGAAAAUGAAUCUGAUUUUAAAGAUAUUGACAAUGUUAAUGCUUGUGAAAGCUUUAACAUUACUAAAAAUGAUAGAAAAAUAAAGUUAACAGAAGAGUUCCAAAACGAUUCAAACGUUACAAAUCCGAGCUGUUUACAAAAUCAUAGCAGUCAAUUAAAUAUGCCAACAGACAUAAAUGCAUCUAAAAUACAUUGCGAUGAUAUUGAUUGGAUAAGUGAAAAUGAAAGCAAUAUGCCUGCUUGUCAACAAGAAAUUUCUACAAGAAGUCAGAUAUGUAAGACACCUUUGACGAAAACAAGUAUGCUCGAUUUGGUUUCUCCUAUAACGCAAUUAAGCGUAUUAAAUACUACCUUAGAAAAUGAAAAAGAUUCAUCACAAAAAAGAGGAUGUUUAGUUGAUAAAUAUGAGUUCCUUUUUAUGAAAAGCACACAGAAUGAUGAACUUUUUGAACAUGUAUGUAAUGUAAAAAAUAAAUCUAUUUUAAAAAAAAAACUAUUUGAUGAUAUUGGAGAAACUGUUGAUGAUGAAUAUCUUAUGCGAUUAUGUUCUGGUAAAUUUGAAUCUCCGCAGAGAACUGAUAUAGAUUUAUUUUCGCAAUCUAGUAUCACUGAAUUGCAGUUAUGUUCAAAUGAUUCUGAGUGUUCUAGAAAUUCUAACGCAAAACUAGUUGCUGUUAAAAAUUCAAAAGACAAAAUGCUUCAAAAUAUAAAAUUGACGUUAGAUGAAGAUUCUAAUAAUUCUGUAAAUCAUGCAGAGAAAAUAAAUAAAGUUAGCGCAAUGAAUUCGGAACUAAAAUUAAGAGUUAUGUCCUCAGAUGACGAGGAUGAAGAUACAUUUCUAAAACCUAAAAAACGUCUAGUCAAAGUAUUGAAUUUGUCUGAUUCGGAAGAGGAGAAUUCUCAAUUCUUCGAUAAAGAAGAUGAUAUAAAUAGUGAAGAGAAACAAUAUGUUGAUUACGAUUCCGAAGAAAAUGAAAUUAUAAUUGUGCCAGAAAAGGAUAUAAAAAAAGUUGCAGCUAGUUUUGUGGAAGAAGAAGCAGAGUUAAGUGAAAGCGAUUGGGAUUCUGCCGAUGAAGAUGAGAAGAAUUUGGAUAAAUUAGAAUUUGAAGAAGCUGAUGAUGAACAUAUAGAUGAACACGAAGUGAAAGAUCAACUGGAAAAGAUCCAUAUAAAACAACUAUUGGAUGAAGAUAAAAGAGACGUGAGAUUGCUGAAAGAGUUAUUAUUUGAGGACGGCGAUUUACAUAGUGAUGGAAUGGGACGUGAGCGUAAAUUCAAAUGGAAAAAUAUAGAUAAGUUAGGAAAUAAUAUUGAGAUGUCAACACAAAUAUCUGACGAGAACGAAGGCUGGGUAGACGUGCAAGAUGAUGAGGAAGAAGCAAAGUGGAGUAAACUUAAAAAUGAAAGAGACAGAUUUCUUGAGGAAAGAAUGAAGUGCUCAAAUAAUGAAAUUGAAGAUGAAUUAUGUCAUAGUAAAAUCUUUAAACUCGGACUGGAAGCUGUUAAGAAGAUCAAAGGUAAUGAGUCACAAAAACAAGAUACUUCUCUCGACAAGGUAAAUUCUUUUGAGAAUAUUGAACCAAUUAUGCCACGGAAUAUAACAGAUCUCUUGAAUGGACCAAGUAUUGGAAAGAAAUCUCAGACGAGAUAUAAUGUUAUAAAAAAACGUUCACUCUUAACUCGAGGAGAAGAAUCGUUAGCGAGGAUAGCAUCAUUGGCAAAACAAAGUGACUCUAUUUCUCAUGCGGUAAAUAUAAGAAGAAAUUUUAUCUUUCCGCAUAUUGAUCAAGACAUAAAUAAUACACUUAAAAAGGAAACAGAAACAAUAGCAGAUUUGGAUUUACAAAUUAAGACUGGAAAGAGAAAGAUGAACUCAAAUACAUCAUCGACAUUGAAAAAAAGGCGAAAAUAAAGCUAUUCUUCACAAAAAAGUAAUAAUUAUUUAUAUAAUAUGUGAAUUUUUUUUACAAGUAAUAUUUAAUAUAAAUUUUAUAUGUAUAGAUGAAAUGAUAAUUAAUGUUUUUGUUGAGCUACUAAACUUGUUAGAUGCACAAAAAUGUUAAUAAUACCUGACUAUUUUAUAUAAAAAUUGCUUCUUUUUGACGAGAAAGCAAUGAAGUGUAAAUGGUUGAACGAUUUUGAAUAAUCAAUUCAGAUUUGUAUGGAA